AUGAACAUCGCGAGCAACAACAUCCUACGCGGCCGCCAGCUCGCCGAGCUUUACUUUACUCGGAAUGCUGCUGGCAGUACGGACUGGACAUGCCGGUGUGGCGCACGACGUGGGUCGUUUACAGUUAGGUCCGAGCGCGCGAGUUGUCAAAAACCCAAUUUUGAGAGCGUCAUUGUGAAGAUCCUCCGCGGCACCGAGACAACAAUAACAGCCGAAGAGUGUGCAAGCGUGAUCAAGCUGCGUAAUGAAGAAAUUAUCGAAUCCAGCACGGCGGGCAUGGCGCUUCCUGUGAUGUAUCUGGCCGAGCAGUAUCUCCCAAGCUAG
Aphanomyces astaci is the source of this 324-nucleotide messenger RNA. RefSeq lists its product as hypothetical. NCBI's taxonomy places the organism in Eukaryota, Oomycota, Saprolegniomycetes, Saprolegniales, Verrucalvaceae. Bases 1 to 324 code for a protein of 107 amino acids. The record is from RefSeq and is a predicted model, not a curated record. The transcript is spliced from 2 exons.